UCCGGGGGGAGGAGCGGGGGCCGCGGGCGCCAUCGGAAGUGCGGCCGUGACACCUCCCCACGCGGGGCCGCUUCCGCUCCCACCCGCGGCGGCGGAGGCAGCGCACCGAGCCCGGGGCGGCGGCAGGAGACCAGCGAGAUGUUUGCUGUCUGCCCGCCCGGCGCCCCGGCGAACGCCCCGUUCCGGCAGGGCCGGGGGGGCCUGGCGCUGGGCACAGCCCACCCGGGGGCCGGGUGCGGGCAGGACUCCAACUCCAACUUUGUGGGAGAGGUGUGCGACAGCAAUGAGAACUGGAGCCGGCCAGCGCCGGGGUCCCCGCCGGAGGAGGGGUCCAGCCAGAACGAAAACACGACAAAUCCGUCCGAUAAUCUGCUGUUAUUAAUGCAGAGACAGAUGGUCCAGGGCCAGCUUAGGGACGCCGCCCCGAGCCCGGGCGCCACGCGGCCGCGUCUCCCCGAGCCGGGGGUGCGCAGCCCCCCCGAGGGAGCGGAGGUCGGCAGGGCGGGGGGCCAAAACGCUGCCGCCGAGGAGCCGGCCGGGGGAUGUGGCAAGCCCCUGAGCUCCCCCGCGGAGGACAACGGCUACGCCAGCAGCUCCCUCAGCAUCGACAGCCCCGACAGCACCUGCGGGAGCACCUGGGACCCUCCCACCGCUGCCCCCCUCCCCAGGAGCCCACCCCAGCCGGGGGUGGCCGAGCCCGAGCUGGGGACCCUCUUCCCGGCGCUGGCAGAGGCCGUGCAGCACCUCCAGGACAAGGAGCGCUUCAAGGAGCGGGAGAAGGAGAAGCACCACAUCCAGCUGGUGAUGUACCGGCGCCUGGCCCUGCUGCGCUGGAUCCACGGCCUCCAGCAGAAAGUCGUGGACCAGCAGAACCGGCUGCAGGAGAGUUUCGACACCAUCCUGGAUAACCGCAAGGAGCUCAUCCGCUGCAUGCAGCAUGGCCCGGUGUGCCCCGCUGGCGCGGCUGCCUCCAGCCCCUGAGGUGCCGCCGGUGCUGCCCCGUCCCAGCUCUCGCCCUCCCGGCUGGCGUGGGGCUGGCUGGCCGCGUCUCUGUGCCGCACGCCGGUGCAGGGCGCUCGCUGGGCACCUGGGUGCCGCCCUGCCCUUCCCAUCUCUCUCCAGCGUAGCUGAGAGUCCCCGAAGCAUUCAUCUCAAUUUUCCCUCUGCAUGGGAAUUAAUUUUCUUCUGCACCGUGUCCCACCGGUCUGGGGACCGUGCGGCGUCGGGCUGGGUAGACCUCGGGACCUUGGAGUUUGCUGAGCCUGGGGUGACGAGGCUCAUCCUUUAGAUCGAAAUUAUGGUCCUUUGUGCGAGCCCAGCUGAGCCGCGCGUGCCGGGACGGGCCCUGCGGUGAGCUCUCCCGCCUGGCAGGGAGAGCCUCGGGGCAGCGAAGCUUUUAAACGUACCUGGGCAAAGCACUUCAGCAAAGCACUUCAGCGCGCGCUCAGGCACAAGCACGAGCUCACUUCAUCCCCCGCAUCGCACCCGUGCCGGUGUGCGCCCGUACGGAAACAACCCAGCCACCGUUAAACAUCGCUCGUGCUGUCAGUGCGAGCAAGGUGUCCUGAGCUGUUCCUCUGGUGCACCGCCUAACGAAGCACAGAAAAGCUUUGCAGAUAAGAUCUAAACUCAUGCAGAGAGACAGAGAGAGAGGAAAAAAAAACCAACCCAUUCUGAAAAGUGACCUCAGAAUGCUUAAAAGUAAAUUUAAGUGUCAACUUACUAAAAUCCAAUAUACUUUUUUUAGAUUCAGUAUUAGAGAAGAGUUAAUUUAGAUUUUUCCUUACAGCCGGCGUGUAUAUAUGCACAUCUGUCUGUCGCAGGAGAUGCUUUAACACAUUGCAUGAUCAGGAAGCUGCUUGCAAACUUGUGCUGUUGCUGUUUAUAUUAAUUUAUCAUUUGAAAGCAAAGAGAGUAUUUUUUUCUAAUCUACAUUUUAUCCAGUGAGGACUGCAUACAGAGUACAAAGAACAGUUGUCUUAAAUAGAGAUUAAAAAGGAGAUGCUGUGUGUGUUUGCUGUAUUUUACUAAGUGUUAACAUGACAUGUAUUCUAAGUUGCCGAUGUGGAAGGAGCAGCAGCGGGGUGGUUUUGCUGCAAGCCGCGGGCUCAGCCGGGAGGGGACCUGCUCCCCGUCCUGCCCGGAGUCGCUGUGCAAAGCCAGGCACUAAUUUCGUUUCUUGCCUGCAAAAGGCGGGUGAUGAGGGAUUUCAGAGUGGCUGCGUGCCCCCAGCCAAACCUCUCCCUGCCGUCGGAGGAGCGGAGCUGAGAGGCGCCUGCGACUCUGCUGGGACCCCGCUCUGGUGCCCUGCGGGGUGCAGUGCCCGGCCGGCUGGCACAGCCCCACAGCAGCCUGGGCAGAUCCCGGCUUCCACCGACCGCUAGAAGUUACCGCGCUGCAAAUAAAUAACCACGGCUGAGCCCACCAGCGACUGCGGGGCCAGGGGCUGCACCGAACCUCCUCCCGUCCCGCACCGGGCACAGCCGGGCUCUGCUCCCGCUCCGGGCUGCUGCCGCUCGUAGGUAAAGUGAGGAGACCUGCGAAACUCUGCUUCUGAAAAGGACGUUUUGGUGGUGAAGGGUACGCUCGGCUCAAAGCGACCUGUGCCGGCGUCUGCACUGGCGCUGGGGGCCGGAGGAGCCUGGCAGCAUCCCUGCAAGGCUCGCGCUGCCUCGCCGCCCUCCCGCUCGCUCGCGUCCUGCGCCUGCUGCCUGUGUCGUAUCCCAGACGUGUGAUCGUGGGCGUGUUGCACACCUUAAUAAAAGCCUUGGAGGUGGAAGAGCUGA
Grus americana (Whooping crane) is the source of this 2786-nucleotide messenger RNA. RefSeq names its product chromosome 23 C1orf216 homolog (gene C23H1orf216). Lineage: Eukaryota; Metazoa; Chordata; Aves; Gruiformes; Gruidae. The transcript has 2 exons. Bases 139 to 981 code for a protein of 280 amino acids. The record is from RefSeq and is a predicted model, not a curated record.